Molecule: messenger RNA, 537 nt
Organism: Aureobasidium subglaciale EXF-2481
Lineage: Eukaryota; Fungi; Ascomycota; Dothideomycetes; Dothideales; Saccotheciaceae
Exons: 1
Coding region: 1-537 (178 amino acids)
Source: RefSeq, a predicted model, not a curated record
AUGGGCUCCUCAGACGCCUCAGCCCACUUUCCCCCACCAGCCAUUCGCAAGAUCCUGGAAGAAGUGACAACUCUCCUCAAGGAACGCAACCAAACUAUCGCCAUUGCCGAGACCGCAGCUGGAGGUCUUCUCUCCUCAUCAAUCCUCUCCACACCUGGAGCCUCCAAAAUUUACAAGGGCGGCUUAACACUGUACACCCUCCCGUCCCGAAUUGCAUACGCUGGUUGGAAUGAUGAGAACUUGAAGGACUACAAGGGUCCUACCCCAGACAUUGUUGCUGGACUGGCGAAACACGUGAGAGGGGAACUCAAGGCAGACUAUGUGAUUGCCGAGUCAGGAACUGCUGGUCCUACUGGUGGUGACACGAGAAACAGAACGCCUGGAUAUGUUGCACUAGCUGUAGACUGCGAGAAGGGCACCUUCACCAGGGAAGUCGAGACAGGGCUUGGAGGCGACAGAGUCGGAAAUAUGGUUGCCUUUGCCGAAGAAGGCUUGAAAUUGGUCAAGGAUGUCAUUAACGGAGAUGCCAAGUUGUGA